Molecule: messenger RNA, 1519 nt
Organism: Protopterus annectens (West African lungfish)
Lineage: Eukaryota; Metazoa; Chordata; Ceratodontiformes; Protopteridae
Gene: CPEB2
Product: cytoplasmic polyadenylation element binding protein 2
Exons: 11
Coding region: 62-1519 (485 amino acids)
Biological process (GO): negative regulation of cytoplasmic translation
Cellular component (GO): nucleus; cytoplasm; synapse
Molecular function (GO): mRNA 3'-UTR binding; translation factor activity, RNA binding; ribosome binding
Source: RefSeq, a predicted model, not a curated record
GCCACUGCUGAAACAGUCUCCAUGGAAUUCACAUCAAGGCAGUGGGUGGAACACAGGUAGUAUGACUUGGGGAGGAAUGCAUGGCAGAGACCACCGCAGAACUGGAACUGUUGGAAUCCCAGGAACAAUGAACCAAAUAUCACCACUGAAGAAACCCUUUUCUGCUAAUGUUAUUGCUCCACCUAAAUUCACUCGCACUGCUCAAUCACUAAAUCCCAAAUCCUGGAUUGAAGAUAAUAUUUUCAGGACAGAUAACAACAGCAACAACUUGUUGCAGUUACAGGACCGAGCUAGAAUGUAUGACAGCUUGAAUAUGCAUUCACUGGAAAAUUCACUUAUUGACAUAAUGAGAGCGGAACAUGAUCCACUGAAAGGACGCAUAGGAUAUCCUCAUCCAGUAGCUGACAAUCUGCUGAUGUUAAAUGCAAGGAGUUAUGGGCGAAGAAGAGGUCGCUCAUCUCUGUUCCCCAUAGACGAUGCCUUAGUGGAUGAAUGUCACAAUGAUCAAGUUGUAUCAGGGGUCCUGAACUCGACAUCAUGCUUUACUGCACACCAAAAUGGGGAACGUAUUGAACGCUUCUCAAGAAAAGUCUUUGUUGGAGGUCUUCCCCCAGACAUCGAUGAAGAUGAAAUCACCAGCAGCUUCAGACGUUUUGGACCCCUGGUGGUAGACUGGCCACAUAAAGCAGAAAGCAAGUCUUACUUCCCACCGAAAGGUUAUGCUUUCCUUUUGUUUCAGGAAGAAAGUUCAGUUCAGUCUCUGAUUGAUGCAUGUAUAGAAGAAGAUGCAAAGCUCUAUCUUUGUGUUUCUAGCCCUACCAUUAAAGACAAACCAGUGCAGAUACGUCCCUGGAAUCUAAGUGACAGUGAUUUUGUGAUGGAUGGCUCUCAACCUCUUGAUCCUCGUAAAACAAUCUUUGUUGGAGGAGUUCCUAGACCUCUACGAGCUCUUGAGUUGGCUAUGAUAAUGGACCGUCUUUAUGGUGGAGUUUGUUAUGCAGGAAUUGAUACUGACCCUGAGCUGAAAUAUCCAAAAAGGUGCUGGCCGUUGCUUUUCCAAUCAACAAAAGUUACAUUGCUGCCAUCAGUGCCCGUUGAGUUGGCUAUGAUAAUGGACCGUCUUUAUGGUGGAGUUUGUUAUGCAGGAAUUGAUACUGACCCUGAGCUGAAAUAUCCAAAAGGUGCUGGCCGUGUUGCUUUUUCCAAUCAACAAAGUUACAUUGCUGCCAUCAGUGCCCGGUUUGUUCAGCUUCAACAUGGUGAUAUUGAUAAGCGUGGAAAGGCUUUUUCCCUGUAUUUGUUGGGCUGCUGUUCUCAAGUGGCCUAUCUUUCUAUUAACUGGAGUUAUGAUGCAGCUGAUGCUUUUUCUAUUGCUGCUGCCUUUGGUUCUGUGUUAAGACACUAUUCUUUGCUGCACCCCCAACCUUUGCCUGAUGAUAUUAAGGCUAAAUUAAUGGAUGCUGCUGUUGACAAAAAUCUCUCUAGUUCUGCAGCUGCUGAGCUUUUUAAGUCCCUGUAG